UGCGGUGAUGGGAUCCUGUUUGCCAACAACGAAAAGGCGAUGAUGCAGAACCUCAACGACCGCUUGGCCUCCUACCUGGACAAGGUGCGGCUCCUGGAGGGAGACAACGCCGACCUGGAGUGCAAGAUCAGGGAGUGGUAUGCCAAGGUAGGGCCCAGCUGCGAACCACGGGACUACAGCUGUUAUCAUAAGGAAAUUGAAGACCUUCAAAACCAGAUCCUGUGUGCAGCCAUGGAGACUAACAAGAUCCUUCUGAAUAUUGAUAACAACAGGAUGACUGCUGAUGACUUCAGAGUGAAGUACGAGACCGAAUGUGGUCUCCGGCAAAACGUGGAUGCAGACAUCUGCAACUUGCGCCCGGUCCUGGAUCAGCUGGCCAGCUGCAAGACCGACCUGCAGCUACAGUGCGAGGCUUUGACCGAAGAGAUGUGCUGUCUCAAGACCAACCACGAGGAGGAAAUGAGCUGUCUGAGGAAACAGGCGACCGGAGACGUGAGCGUGGAGGUCAAUGCCUGCCCUGGCCCAGACCUGAGGAAGAUCCUGGAGGACCUGAGGUGCCAGUACGAAACGCUGAUGGAGCGCAACCGCAAAGAGACUGAGCAGUGGUAUGCCUGCAAGGUGGAGGAGGUGAAUCUGGAGGUCAUCACAAGCAGCCAGGAGAUCGAGUCAAGCAACAAACAGGUCACUGAGCUGAGACGGCAGCUGCAGGCCUUGGAAAUCAAUGUCCAAGCCCAGCUCACCAUGAAAGAAAACCUGGAAUCUUCUCUGGCGGAAACCGAAUGUCGCUACAACAAAUACCUGGCUGAGCUACAGAACCAGAUCUCCUGCGUGGAGCAGCGGCUGGCUGAAAUACGAGCAGAAAUGGAGUGCCAGAACCAGGAGUACAAGACCCUCCUGGACGUCAAAUGCCGCCUGGAGCAGGAGAUUCAGACCUACCACUGCCUGCUGGAGGGGGGACAGCACGACAUCAUGUACGCAGACUACACAGUAAAAUCUCUCUGCUUUGACUUACAGGGAUACGAAAACUCGUGA
Opisthocomus hoazin is the source of this 1032-nucleotide messenger RNA. Its product is annotated as keratin, type I cytoskeletal 19. The record is from RefSeq and is a predicted model, not a curated record. NCBI's taxonomy places the organism in Eukaryota, Metazoa, Chordata, Aves, Opisthocomiformes, Opisthocomidae. Gene Ontology annotation, molecular function: structural molecule activity. Gene Ontology annotation, cellular component: cytoskeleton. Gene Ontology annotation, biological process: intermediate filament organization; epithelial cell differentiation.